Messenger RNA from Paramuricea clavata, 1538 nucleotides. The record is from the annotation of a GenBank genome assembly. Lineage: Eukaryota; Metazoa; Cnidaria; Anthozoa; Malacalcyonacea; Plexauridae.
AUGCAAUAUAAUGCAGGACAAAGAACCGUAAUGAAAGCUUUACUAAACUCGUUGUGGGAUAAAUUGGCUCAAAAUGAAGAUGUUACAGUAGUUUCAUUUGUCGAGACCCUGGAUGAUCUAUUAGAUUUAGUAAAUGAUCGUACCGUGGAAGUAACAUCGUUAGAUUUUAUUAGCGAUAACAUAGCGAGAACUACACAUAGAAAGACGGCUAGUUUAACACCUUUACCUAACCGUAAUGUGAUUAUAGCGUCAUUUGUAACCGCGUAUGCACGUUUAGGAUUAUUAAAAUAUUUGCAUAAAUUAGGCGAAAAUGUUUUAUAUUAUGAUACUGAUUUGGUGAUUUUUAUCGAAGAUCGUGUGAACGGGAAAUGUUUGGAAACAGGAGGUUAUAUGGGUCAAAUGACUGAUGAAUUAAUUGAAAAGAAAACGAGUAAAAAAUGGAUAGAACAAUUUUGUUCUGCAGGACCAAAAUCCUAUUCUUAUCGUACUAAUGUAUAUAUGCGUUAUGCUGAUGAUGGUAGUGAAACAAAGCAAAGGGAUGAGAUCGUACAUGUAAAGGGUUUUACAUUAAAAGGAGACACAAAACAACUGCUAACAUUCGAUAGCAUUAAUGAAUGUAUAAGGGAUAAAACCAAAGAAAUUGAGAUAACAUAUCGUGAAUUUGUACGUGAAAAUAGUCAAAGCAUUUCGGUCAAACAAAAUACGAAAAAAUUUAAAUUUACCUUCGAUAAACGUGUCGUGCACAAUGAUUUUACAACCACACCUUUCGGUUAUAAAUAGUUUUUAUUUUUUUCUUGUAGAAGAAUGAAAAUACGGAAAUAAAAGAGUUUGAUUGUUUCCAUAAAGUAACGCUACCCUUUUACCACCCUUUUAUGAUGACGAUAUGUGGUCCUACGCAAUCGGGUAAAACACAUUUAAUGGUCGAAAUAAUUAAAGACAUUGACAAACUGAUAAUACCUACACCAGACAAAUUACUAUACUUAUACACUGCAGAACAACCGAUAUAUGAGGAAAUUAAGGAAAUUGUUCAUGGAAAUUAUAAAACGUCGUCGCUUAAAGUAUGUGAAUUCUACGACUGUACACGACUGGGUAUACCCACUAUAGAGAAUAUAAAACCAUUACUUGGCGAACGUACAUUGUUAAUUUUGGAUGAUUUAAUGGUUUUGGCAAUGUCGAGUAAAGAAAAUACCGAUAAUUUAAACAACCUAGCAUCGCGUGACAGCCAUCAUUUAAAUAUCUCUGUGUUUUUUGUAUGUCAAAAUUUAAAUUAUGGAAAUGGUAAAUUACGAAAUAUGCGGAUAAACAGCAUGUAUCAUCUUGUUUUUAAUAGUCAUACAGAUAGUCGAGAUAUCGAAUUGAUUGCUAUAAAUAAGGGUAUUCGAUUACCUACUCUACGCAAAGUAUUGGCAGAUGUUGGAAAGAAACAAUAUGUGUUGUUUGAUGGUUGCCCCCACGCUCCAGCCAAUACACGUGUUCGCACAGGUAUAUUACCCGAUGAACGUACAAUAAUUUAUGAUUUAGAAAAACAAUUUGUAUAA